Polyodon spathula (Mississippi paddlefish) is the source of this 600-nucleotide messenger RNA. RefSeq names its product hemoglobin subunit alpha-D-like. Gene Ontology annotation, cellular component: hemoglobin complex; blood microparticle; haptoglobin-hemoglobin complex. The transcript has 3 exons. Gene Ontology annotation, biological process: oxygen transport; hydrogen peroxide catabolic process. Gene Ontology annotation, molecular function: iron ion binding; organic acid binding; heme binding. NCBI's taxonomy places the organism in Eukaryota, Metazoa, Chordata, Actinopteri, Acipenseriformes, Polyodontidae. The record is from RefSeq and is a predicted model, not a curated record. Bases 24 to 449 code for a protein of 141 amino acids.
CUCAAAAGCUCCUCACUGCAACCAUGUACUCUGCUACCGAGAAGGCUCUCAUCGCCUCCAUCUGGGAGAAGGUCGCGCCCCAUACCGAGGAAUGGGGUGGUGAGGCUUUGGAGAGGCUCUUUGCUGUCUUCCCUCAGACCAAAAUCUACUUCAAGCACAUGAACACCAGCCCUGGCUCUGCUUCAAUCCGCGUUCACGGUGGCAAGGUGAUGAAGGCCAUCGGUUCAGCUGCAGGGGACGUGGACAACAUGGUGAAAGCCUUGAGCAGCCUCAGCGACCUGCACGCCUACAACCUUAUGGUGGAUCCUGUCAACUUCAAGCUGUUGUCUCACUGCAUCCUGGUCGUCUUGGCAGUCCACCUGCCUUCUGAAUUCACUUCCGAAGCCCAUCUUGCCUUCGACAAGUUCUUGGCCAGUGUGGCUGCCAUUCUGUCACAUAAAUAUCGGUAGAUACCCAGAGAACUUCAGAAGAACAGGACUGGGAACAUGUCAGGGGCCUGCUCCUUCCCUUGGUCUUCACAGUGCUGUUAGAAUGCUAUGUGGUUCUCUCUGUGCACAAAACUUGUAAACGUGCUGAAAAUGAAAAAUGCUAUUCAUGUAC